AUGAAGUUCUUCUCCGUCCUUCUUCUCACCGUCGUUACGGCGGUGGCUGCUGCUCCUGCAUCCAGCCCUAUCCAGAGACGAGAUGUCAGUGGAGUGGUAGGGGAGAUUUGCAAUGGAAGUGUCGGGUCUUGCGCCAGUGAUAUUUCGGGAUCCAGCGCCCCAUUUAAACGUGCCCCUCAGGAUGAUAGGGAUACUCUUGCUGUAGCGCCGGCAAAAACACGGGGGAGCGGGGGCAAGGUGAAGGGAGGAAAUGCUACGAAGCGCUCCCCGCAGGAGGAGGACGAAGAAGAGGAAGAUGAGGGGCAAGGGAAGUCGAAGGGGAAAGGAAAGGGAAAGGGGAAAGGAAAGGGCGGGAAGGGGAAGGGUGGGAAGGGAAAACCAAAGGGUAGCGAGGACUGA
Molecule: messenger RNA, 399 nt
Organism: Arthroderma uncinatum
Lineage: Eukaryota; Fungi; Ascomycota; Eurotiomycetes; Onygenales; Arthrodermataceae
Exons: 3
Coding region: 1-399 (132 amino acids)
Source: RefSeq, a predicted model, not a curated record